ACAGAUUACAAGAGCCAAGGGUGCUCCUUGGAUCACACCAUAGUUGAUCUGGCCAGGUGUCAAUCACCCCAAAGCGCCUAUGUCAUGCUAUCCCAAGUACACACUCUGCAUGGCUUGGCUAUUCUGAGAGACUUUGACACUGAGAAAAUUUACUGCUCACUGCCUUCCAAUCUGUGCAACAAGAUAGAAAGAUUGGAGAGACUCACACUCCACACUGUGCGCCAUCAUGGCACUUGA
Molecule: messenger RNA, 237 nt
Organism: Dacryopinax primogenitus
Lineage: Eukaryota; Fungi; Basidiomycota; Dacrymycetes; Dacrymycetales; Dacrymycetaceae
Exons: 1
Source: RefSeq, a predicted model, not a curated record